Molecule: messenger RNA, 1038 nt
Organism: Closterium sp. NIES-67
Lineage: Eukaryota; Viridiplantae; Streptophyta; Zygnematophyceae; Desmidiales; Closteriaceae
Source: the annotation of a GenBank genome assembly
CACCAUAAGAUCGCGUAUUGACAAUCGUAGCGCGGGACACGCGCACAUUGAAGCUAUAGCGCUCAUAUAUGUUAGGACCGGAGACCGGUCACGUCCCAGUUACCGCGGUGAGAGAGAGAGAGAGUGAGAGAGUGAAGGGUUUGUUCGUCGCUGCCGCCGUGUUGAAUUCACCCCGAUCCUGCUGGCAUAGGGCUCGCAAAUGGCGGAUCCAGGCUCGUCGGAACCGCAAGCAGAGCCGAGCUUGAAGGACAGAGGGAAUGCGGAGUUCAAGGCGAAGAACUUUCUAAAAGCCGCAGCGCUGUACACGCAAGCGAUUAAAGAGUCGCCGGAAAACCACGCGCUGUACAGCAAUCGGUCGGCGGCAUUCCUCCACCUCUCCAAGCUGACCAAGGCUCUAGCCGACGCGGAAACGACCAUCAAGCUGAACCCGUCGUGGGAGAAGGGGUACUACAGAAAAGGCUGCGCGCUUGAAGCCCUGCAGCGGUACGACGAGUCGCUGGACGCGUUCAAGGCCGCGGCGCAGCGGAACCCGGGCAACCCAGAGACGGCCGCCAAGCUCAGAUUGCUGACGAAGCUGGCGCGCGACCAGAAGCGAUCGCACGGCUCGUCGUGACCCACCGCACGGCGAUGGCGCGGCACGCGCGGCUCAUCUAGUAUCGUGAAGGCCCACGACACAUCACAUCACGCAUCGAAAGUCUACACCCUGGGGGAGGUAAAAAAGGGGGGCUGCUAUGCGAAUGACCACACAACCCAGCAUAGCCCUCUCAUGACUCGCCCCCUUUUAUUUUUUCUCACGGCUGAAUACAAAGCUUCUCCGUGUAGAUCUUGUUUAUCAAGAACCUUCCAGACAUUUCAUUUCCCUUUCACUGUCUAAUCUGACCAAAAAUAGACUUAAGUUUGAGGCUCAGGUUCCUGGUGGUGGCGUACCGUAAUCUCCCGGCAUGAGUACCCCCCGGAAAAAGGGACCUUGGGUCUUUUUUUCCAUGGUGUGAAAGUAAGAACUGAAUGGUGAACUAGAAGUUGAAACCUAGAACAAAU